UCCACCUUACUUCCGGACUGUGCGUUCCACAUACAGGAAGUGAGUUUUCAUCGACUGCUUGCUGCCUCGCAGUGUCCGUGGAGAUCAGGGUUACACAGUAGUGAAGAAGAUAUCUGGUGAGUGUGAGACACCCAGCAGCCAUCCUCGUGUGUCAGGCGGACUAAGCACGACCCACAGCCCCAUCACAGUGCCUCCACCUCACUCACUGAUACAUGAGAGACACAGUGACCAGAAGAUCCUGGAACUCACCAACAAGAUCAUUCAGCUGCUGACUGGAGAGGAGGUGGAGUAUAUAGAGGAACACAAGGGUCUUUACAUGGACGUGAUGAUGGAGAAUCACCGGCCCCUCACAUCACUGGAUGGGCCCAGUAACAGAGAUACCCCAGAGAGAUGUCCCCGUCCUCUGUAUUCCGAGGAUUGUACAGAGGAGAAUCACAGGAUCCCACAGGAGGAUCAGGUAGAACGUCUGUCUAAUAUUAAAACAGAAGAUACAGAGGGAGAAGAAGAGACGUAUGUGACUGAUAUAAAGGCAGAAGAUAUAGAGGGAGAAGAAGAGACGUAUGUGACUGAUAUAAAGGCAGAAGAUAUAGAGGGAGAAGAAGAGACGUAUGUGACUGAUAUAAAGGCAGAAGAUACAGAGGGAGAAGAAGAGACGUAUGUGAGGGGUGAUCAGCAGUGUAAGGAGGAGGAGAUCCCUACAGAUAUCAGCACAGGAACUCCAGCUGUGGGGAACGGACACUUUAUUACACAUCACACGUUCUGUAUUCUCUCUGAUUCACCGAGGAUGGACAAGGACAGGAGUCACAGGACUGAGAGGAUAAUAAAUAUCACCCUGGAGAUCAUCUACCUGCUGACUGGGGAGGAUUACACAAUAGUGAAGAAGACAUCCAAUGGGUGUGAGACACCCAGCAGCCAUCCCCAUGUAUCAGGAGGACUGAGAAGAACCCAGAGCCCAAUCACGGUGCCUCCACCUCACUCACUGACACAUGAGAGACACAAUGACAAGAAGAUCCUGGAACUCGCCAACAAGAUCAUUCAGCUGCUGACUGGAGAGGAGGGGGAGUAUAUAGAGGAACACAGGGGUCUGUACAAGGACGUCAUGAUGGAGAAUCACCGGCCCCUCACAUCACUGGAUGGGCCCAGUAACAGAGAUACCCCAGAGAGAUGUCCCCGUCCUCUGUAUUCCCAGGAUUGUACAGAGGAGUAUCACAGGAUCCCACAGGAGGAUCAGGUAGAACGUCUUUCUUGUAUAAAGGCAGAAGAUAUAAGGAGAGAAGAAGAGACAUAUGUGACUGAUAUAAAGGCAGAAGAUAUAGAGGAAGAAGAAGAGACAUAUGUGACUGAUAUAAAGGCAAAAGAUAUAGAGGGAGAAGAAGAGAUGUAUGUGACUGAUAUAAAGGCAGGAGAUAUAGAGGGAGAAGAGGAGACAUAUGCGACUGAUAUGAAGGCAGAAGAUAUAGAGGGAGAAGAAGAGACGUAUGUGACUGAUAUAAAGGCAGAAGAUAUAGAGGGAGAAGAAGAGACGUAUGUGACUGAUAUGAAGGCAGAAGAUAUAGAGGAAGAAGAAGACACGUAUGUGACUGAUAUAAAGGAAGAAGAUAUAGAGGGAGAAGAAGAGAUGUAUGUGACUGAUAUAAAGGCAAAAGAUACAGAGGAAGAAGAAGAGACGUAUGUGACUGAUAUAAAGGCAGAAGAUACAGAGGGAGAAGAAGAGACGUAUGCGACUGAUAUGAUGACAGAAGAUACAGAGGGAGAAGAAGAAACGUAUGUGAGGGGUGAUCAGCAGUGUAAGGAGGAGGAGAUCCCUACAGAUAUCAGCACAGGAGAUGGACACACAAGCAGGAAUAUCUCAGAAGGACAUCUAAUGUUAUCCCCGGAUUGUGACAUAAAAGAUAAUGACAGUAGACAGGAUUCUCCAGGAGAUAACCCCAUUACCCCAAUUAUACAUCCAGCUCUAUCAGCUGAUCCCUCUGAUCCUGGGAAAUGUUCUCCUGAUCACUCUGAUAUUGGUGCAUCUGUUACAGCUCUGAGAGUAGAUUCAGUGUUUCCUUGUUCUAUAGAUGCACCAUGUUUUACACAGAACACAAACCGUAUUACUCAUCAGCCAGCUAAGGCAGGUGAGAGGCCAUUUCCAUGUUCUGAGUGUGGGAAAUGUUUUACAUAUAAAUCAUAUCUUGUUAGACAUGAGAGAAGUCACACAGGUGAGAAGCCGUAUUCCUGUUCUGAGUGUGGGAAAUGUUUCGCAUAUAAAUCAGCUUUUAUUACACAUCAGAGAAGUCACACAGGUGAGAAGCCGUAUUCCUGUUCUGAGUGUGGGAAAUGUUUUGCACAGACAUCAGCUCUUGUUACACAUCAGAGAAGUCACACAGGUGAGAAGCCGUAUUCCUGUUCUGAGUGUGGGAAAUGUUUCGCAUAUAAAUCAGAUCUUGUUACACAUCAGAGAAGUCACACAGGUGAGAAGCCGUAUUCCUGUUCUGAGUGUGGGAAAUGUUUUGCACAGACAUCAGCUCUUGUUACACAUCAGAGAAGUCACACAGGUGAGAAGCCAUAUUCCUGUUCUGAGUGUGGGAAAUGUUUUUCAUUGAAAUCACAUCUUGUUAGUCAUCAGAGAAGUCACACAGGGGAGAAGCCAUAUUCCUGUUCUGAGUGUAGGAAAUGUUUUGCACGGAAACCAGCUCUUGUUAUACAUCAGAGAAGUCACACAGGUGAGAAGCCGUAUUCCUGUUCUGAGUGUGGGAAAUGUUUUGCACACAAAUCACAUUUUGUUAUACAUCAGAGAAGUCACAGUGAGAAGCCGUAUUCCUGUUCUGAGUGUGGGAAAUGUUAUUCAUCGAAACCAGAUCUUGUUAUACAUCAGAGAAGUCACACAGGUGAGAAGCCAUAUUCCUGUUCUGAGUGUGGGAAAUGUUUUGCAUGGAAAUCAGCUCUUGUUGCACAUCAGAGGAGUCACACAGGUGAGAAGCCGUUUUCCUGUUCUGAGUGUGGGAAAUGUUUUGCACACAAAUCACAUUUUGUUAUACAUCAGAGAAGUCACACAGGUGAGAUGCCAUUUUCCUGUUCUGAGUGUGGGAAAUGUUUUUCAUCGACAUCAGUUCUUGUCAAACAUCAGCGAUUUCACAGAUGAGAAGCCAUUUUCAUGCUGUGAGAGAAAUAAAUCUGCUCUUGUUGAACAUAUUAGACAUUACCCAAGUACGGAACCAUUUACGUCUUCUGGAGUAUAAUUAUCACUGCCGUCCAAUGUUCCUCAAGGGUGAAUCCGAUCUCUUAUGCUUUAUAAAAUAUACAUGCUACCACUGGGUGAUAUAAUCAGACAUCAUGGCCUGGUCUACCACUGCUAUGCAGAUGACCUGCUUUUUGCUCCAUGUACUGAGAACCUAAUACCAAUCCUAAAUGGUUGUCUAGCUGAGCGCCAGGGGUGGAUGAUGCCAGUUGGCUGUGACUCAGUCUUUGUGAAACAUAAUAUAAGCUCACCAACAAAAGACAAGACUACAGCUUUACCAAUCAUCUGGAUUUAUGCUUUGGUGUUCAGAAUUGCAAAAUACUGAACAUGUGCUGAAUCUUUGUGUUGUCCUGGUAUGUGGCUGACACAUACAUCAGGUAUCCGCUACAUACAAAUCCUCAUUCUUUCAUCUGUGGACCAUAGCCAGAAUCAAGCACUUGAUUCACUCAGAAGUUCAUAGACUACUGCAAUGCCAUCUACCUGGGUCACCCAGCAAAAGAAUGACAGAGCUUGCAGCUAGUACAGAAUGCAGCAGCCAAGCUGUUACCUAACCAGCCCGUUCCUGCCUCAUAACACCCAUUCUAUACUCCCUUCACCGGCUGCCUGUAAGACGACAAAUCUAUUUCAUAAUUAGCUAAAUGACCUUCCCAGCCCAGCAUUACAUGGUCCAAGGUACUAGAAGCAGCUUCUGCCUCCUUACUGCCCUGCUUGCUGGCAUCUACAGAUGAAGGACUGUUACCAGCAGUACCAAGAAUCUCCUGUCAUUCAUUUAUGGGUUGAACGUUUAGCUUUGACCAUGGAACUCACUGCCUUGCACAGUCCAAGAGGCCUCCACUCUAGAGACCUUCACAAGCAGGCUGAUGACUGUUACUCACGCUUUUCAUUAAUGUACCUCUAUUUACUUCCUAAAUAAUACAUCCCAAAUGCUUAGGUCUUUUUUCUGCUGUUUAUUUUGUAUCUUGUGCUUUGUGUAAAUGUGAGUGUCUAAUGCCAGUUUCCACAAUCUGUAUUGCUGCAUGACAAUAUGGCGGCCAUUGGAACGUGUUUUCACUUCUUCUAGUUUGCCUAACUUGUUGCAGACACUCAUCUUGAUCAGGAGUGUCGAGUGUUUUCUGAUACAAGAUCCUGUCCAUAUAUACCCUGUAUAUUACCAUGUGCAUUAGAGUCACCCGGGUUCCAUCUGCGGUGGUUUGUUGUAUGUUACAUCUAUAUGGUGCGGAUACUCCCCUGUAUGAUUUCAUAAUAAAAGCUUUU
Pseudophryne corroboree (corroboree frog) is the source of this 4474-nucleotide messenger RNA. Its product is annotated as oocyte zinc finger protein XlCOF7.1-like. Bases 317 to 3124 code for a protein of 935 amino acids. The record is from RefSeq and is a predicted model, not a curated record. Lineage: Eukaryota; Metazoa; Chordata; Amphibia; Anura; Myobatrachidae. The transcript is spliced from 11 exons.